AUGUCCAACAUUCGCUCAAGCAAGAGGCUGAACCUCGGGGCCCAGCUCAGCAGGAGCAGUACAAAAGUCACGAGCGGGCAAGCAUCGUCUUCGUCCGCCAAGGGCUCUCGCAAUCCAAAAUCCGACGAAAAUGCCUCACUGAGUAGGCGAGUGCUAGGAGAGAUCCAGAAUGUCGUCGCUGAUCGCAAGCCCGCCGUCGUUGAGACGUCCGGCUCACCUCGCAAACCUUUCAGCGACCGUAACGCGCCAGUCUCAGCUGGUACCAGCCGCCUUUCAGGCAAAAGCAAACCUUCCGCAUCUCUCAAAGUAUCUCGUCUUGAGGCGAUCGGGAAAUCGAUCCCGUCGAAAUCAACCGCCUCGACCUCGCGAAGAGAGCUGCGAUCGCCAGAGGACUCGCGGGCAAAAGAUCCGAUUACCGCUUCAAGCUCUCUUGCCAAUACGGACGGUGCGGAUUCUUCUCAGAUAAACUCCGCAAAGCAAAGGAUCCGCGAGGCAGCUCCAAGCCACGACGAAUUGACCCGUCUCUCUCCGGGCCUGGACAGCGAUGAUCUCGGAUACUUUGAUGUCAGCGCGUUGACGCAAAAUCGAACGGGACGAGUAGCAUCCAAGACUGCACAACGCGGCAACAGAGACUCAGAGUCGGAUGACAAGAUCUCGGAUGUAGAUGCAAUCAGAUCAAAUGGCUCUUCGGACAAGGAGAACGUGCCACCCACCGCGGCCGUGGCCAAUGCGAGAGCCCGCAAUCGGCCACCAACCCACUCGCUCGCCACCGUGCUCGGUGACAGAGAUCGGCCUACGCGUUCCACGCCCGUAUCUUCUCAACACCAAGCCGCGAAGAAGAAAUUGCCAAAGAAGACGUUCCUCGACGACAUUUUUCUUGACGAGUCAGAUCAUUCGAGCCGUGCCGACUCUCCAGGUGUAGCCCGUCGAGCCGAAGUUCUGACCGAAUCAGCCCAACAGCUGCAAGAGUACCAGGAUCGGGGCGUAAACAAAGUCAUGGCUUGGAAGGCGGCGGGUCACGACGGAGCUUUCAAGACUCAACAAAAUGCUUUCACGCCAGGAAGCGACGCAGGCAGCACCGCCUCCUGGCCGGCCGACGAUGCACGGGGUCGCGACGCGGCAGAGUACAGGGGCAAUCACUCCGAGAUGGAAGAAGAGUCCGACUACCAGCGCCUUGAUGUCAACGACGACAACAUGGACGAAUUCGGCUUCCUGCUUGCUGAGCGCAACGUCCGAGACCGGCGGGCACGGCCGCAGGCUGAUGAGCAGGAUUACGACGACUUUGAAGCUCGCCUGGCGGACGAUAACGACAGCAACGUCUUUGUCGACCUUCACACGGAGCCACCCGUCAAUACGACUAGCGACGAUCGACGUCUAGCCGAGAGCGCGUUUGGACGCAUGUCUUCCCCAGCAUCUCAUGCACGCGAUGAAACUUCGUCAACGGCGAGCUCCGUCGUCGUGGUGGGACUACGCGAGCCUGGACAAGCGGAAGAGGCCGAGGCUGAUUCCGACGAGGAGGAUGACGUCGGAAUCAAAUUCGAAAGCAAUGUCCCAAAAGGGCGCGCGACGCGAGCAAGCACCCGAACGGGCACCAAGCGCAAGGUCAAUGCUGCAGCCCAAACCGUCGAAGGUCCCUCUCCAUCGUCGUCUCCACCUCAGACACGCAAGGGUAACGCCCGGACGGCCAAAUCGAGCAGGCUGACCUCAGGCAUUCCCUUGAAGAGGACUGAGAAGGAGGAGAUCAAGAUGCUGGAAAGGCUUGCAGCAGAUUCGUCGUCCUCUCCGGCAGACUCCUCCGCUCCAUCCUCGUCGCGACACGACAGGAGGCACAAGGAUAAGACGGGGUCAUCUCCGGCCAAAAAGCUUCGCAUGGACGAACUGAUCAACGAGCUUCCUCGGAGUCGAAGCAAACAGUCGAACAGCAGAGCGAACAAGACCGGUCCAAGCAAGAAGAAAUCAAAAGCUGGCGCAGGGGCCACUCGCAGAGGCGACGGCAAAGGCUCUGCACGCACACUGACAACGAGGACGAGCAGUCGAGGCAAAGCAAAGAAGAUUAUUGUUUCGGCAUCCGAAGAGGAAGAUGAAGACGAAGACGAAUCUCCCUACGAGGAGCUACCGACCAAGCGGCCGCGACGCAGCACGAAAGCCCAGGCGAAGAACAGCAAGGGAAAGCGGCAAGCCAAGCCCAAAAGCGACGUUCGAGAAGACUGGAGAAGUGCAAUUACGUCGUCGCAGAUCCACUCUGACGACUCGGAGCGCACCAAGAGGCUCAAAGAGUUCCGGGCGGCUGAAAAGUACCAAUUGGCGGUCGAAGACGUCCUCUGA
Pseudozyma hubeiensis SY62 is the source of this 2325-nucleotide messenger RNA. RefSeq lists its product as hypothetical. The coding region runs from base 1 to 2325 and encodes 774 amino acids. The record is from RefSeq and is a predicted model, not a curated record. NCBI's taxonomy places the organism in Eukaryota, Fungi, Basidiomycota, Ustilaginomycetes, Ustilaginales, Ustilaginaceae. The transcript has a single exon.